Orbilia oligospora ATCC 24927 is the source of this 2487-nucleotide messenger RNA. RefSeq lists its product as uncharacterized. The record is from RefSeq and is a predicted model, not a curated record. The transcript has 10 exons. NCBI's taxonomy places the organism in Eukaryota, Fungi, Ascomycota, Orbiliomycetes, Orbiliales, Orbiliaceae. Gene Ontology annotation, molecular function: Glc3Man9GlcNAc2 oligosaccharide glucosidase activity. Gene Ontology annotation, biological process: oligosaccharide metabolic process; protein N-linked glycosylation. The coding region runs from base 1 to 2487 and encodes 828 amino acids. Gene Ontology annotation, cellular component: endoplasmic reticulum membrane.
AUGCAUAUACCAGGCUUACUGGUAUCCCUUCUGUGGACCACCGGCACGACUAUCGUCGCCGCUGCAGCAGACCAAACAAUUCUUGCGAGUGAAAUCCAACGCGUGUCGAAUCAGUCUUUACUAUGGGGCCCUUACAAUCCCAGUUUGUAUUUCGGCAUGAGGCCUCGGAUUCCAAAGAGUUUGAGUGUUGGACUGGUUUGGGGGAAUUUGGAUACUUAUGCUCAGGCGCAGAAGUCGAUCAGACAUACUUGCGAACAAAGUGAUGAUAUGAAGGGAUAUGGAUGGGUAGAGUAUGAUGUUAGAACCGGUGGAAAGCAGGUCAUCCAUGAUCAAGCCAAUUUCAUCGAUAUAGAAAUUGAAUUGGUUAAAGUUCCUGGUGGGAGAAAUGGCGGUAGCUGGGGUGCUAGAGUUAAAGGCAUACCGAGGGAGGAUGCACCCCAAAAUCUUAGGUCUACCGUCUUCUUUUGGGCUACAAAUGAAGAUGAGGAAGGCGAAUUAUUAUUGGAAACCGAACCGGAUCAAGCGGGAAUCAAAGGAUCUGUGAACCUCAAAGGGAACGUUGAAGGCCUCGAUGAAUUCCACAUCGAACUGACGGAAGGUCCGGCUACCAACAGCGGCCCGACGGCGUUAGAUUCUAGAUUACAGGGCGUCGAGGAUGAACCUGAUGUUUCGAGAAGUUUGUACCGUGUGGGGAGUUAUCCUGCUGAACAUAUCUGGCGGGUCAAAAACAUCAUAUUCGCGGAGUUAAAGACCCGAUUCGACAAGCUUAUGGAGAAGUUCGGCGCCGAGAAUUUACCGCCCUCGUGGCAGGCUCUUACCUUUUCGCCAAAGUAUGCGGAGGAAGGGAAAGAUGGAAAUGUUCAUCUCGUACAGAGAGUUUAUGAGGGCGCCUUUGAAUUUGAUAUUCUCUUCUCCUCGGAUUCUGCUGCAAAGCCGAUGACAUCAAAACUUCUCACCGAAAAGAUCCAAGAGAAUACUGAAUCAUUUAAUACCCGUUUCUCCAAAACUUUCAAGCGUUAUGCCCCCUUCGAUUCUCCCAAAUACGCCAAUUUCGCAAAAGAUCUCUUCUCCAACCUCCUCGGUGGUAUUGGAUAUUUCCACGGCACUUCUAUAGUCGACCGUUCUGAGUACCCCGAAGACGAAGAAGGGUUCUGGGAACCUGCGAAGGCUAAUCGUGAGAAAGGAUUGGGACAAUUGGAAGGCCCUACGACUUUAUAUACUUCGGUUCCUAGUCGACAAUUCUUCCCCCGUGGGUUUUUGUGGGAUGAAGGGUUUCAUUUGUUACCGGUUAUCGAGUGGGAUGUUGACCUCGCUAUGGAAAUCGUCCGGAGCUGGUUCAACCUAAUGGACGCCGACGGCUGGAUAGCCCGCGAACAAAUCUUAGGCGAAGAAGCCCGUUCCAAAGUCCCCAAAGAAUUCCAAACCCAAUACCCACAUUACGCAAACCCUCCAACCCUCCUCUUAGUCCUCACCCGAUUCAUCGAAAAAUGGUCAUCAACAACAAACUACCCGAAUCUAACUGGCGAACUUUCACAAAUCUUGGAACAAAUGUCAGAGUUUGGAGGUGAUGGAAUCCCACAUGCCAUCUUGGCCUCUGCGGAAAGCUAUUUGAAGAACGUUUAUCCUUUGUUGAGGAGACAAUAUUAUUGGUUUAGAGAUACGCAGGCAGGUGAUAUUAGAGGGUAUGAUAGGAAUGCAUUUUCUAUGAAGGAAGGGUAUAGAUGGAGAGGAAGGGCUCCUGGUUACUGUCUCACCAGCGGUAUAGACGACUACCCUCGCGCCGAACCACCACAUCCAAGCGAGCUUCAUGUCGAUCUACUAAGCUGGAUGGGUUUCUCUGCCCGUUUAAUGAAGAACAUUGCGAUCGCCAUUUCAGAAACAGAUGACGCCCGAGAAUAUGGCAAGCACGAAGAAGCUAUCCUCCACAACAUCGACGAUCUACAUUGGAACAAAGAAGCCGGGUGUUACUGCGAUGCAACGGUUGAUGCCUUCGAAGAGAAUAUACAUGUCUGCCAUGUUGGAUACGUCUCUAUUUUCCCGUUCUUGUUGGGACUAGUGAGUGAUGAUGACAAGUUAAAGAGUAUUUUAGAAAUAAUCGGAGAUGAGGAACAGCUGUGGAGUCCAUUUGGAUUGAGAAGUUUGAGCCGUCAGGAUGAGUUUUAUAGCAAAGGGGAGAACUAUUGGAGGGGUCCCGUGUGGAUUAAUAUGAAUUAUUUGGCGGUUUUGAGGUUGAAGGAAUACGGAUCGGUUAAAGGACCUAACCAGCAAAAGGCCGCGAAGCUAUACGCUGAGCUCAGGAAGAACGUGGUUAAUAAUGUGUUCAGAGUAUGGGAAGAGACAGGGUUUGCAUGGGAGCAAUAUGAGCAGGAGAAAGGGAAUGGGAAGGGAGUACAGCACUUUUUGGGGUGGACUUCUUUGGUGGUUAAUAUCAUGGCUUUGCCUGAGACGGUGGAGGUUACUCCGGUGCCGGGACAUGAUGAGUUAUAA